This is a messenger RNA of Telopea speciosissima, 467 nucleotides long. RefSeq names its product actin-depolymerizing factor 5-like. The coding region runs from base 13 to 444 and encodes 143 amino acids. Gene Ontology annotation, molecular function: actin filament binding. Gene Ontology annotation, biological process: actin filament depolymerization; actin filament bundle assembly. NCBI's taxonomy places the organism in Eukaryota, Viridiplantae, Streptophyta, Magnoliopsida, Proteales, Proteaceae. Gene Ontology annotation, cellular component: cytoplasm; actin cytoskeleton. The record is from RefSeq and is a predicted model, not a curated record. The transcript is spliced from 3 exons.
AGACUACGAACCAUGGCGAUGGCUUUCAAGAUGGCGAUUACGGGGAUGUGGGUAACGGAGGAGUGCAGGAACUCGUUCAUGGAGAUGAAAAAGAAGAAGGUGCACCGCUACAUAGUGUUCAAGAUCGACGAGGGGUCCAAGCUCGUCACCGUCGACAAGGUCGGUGGCCCCGCCGAGAGCUACGAUGACCUCGCCGCUUCCCUCCCCGACGACGACUGCCGCUAUGCCGUAUUUGACUUCGACUUCGUCACCGUCGAUAACUGCCGGAAGAGCAAGAUCUUCUUCAUUGCAUGGGCUCCACCAGCGUCGAGGAUUAGGGCGAAGAUGCUAUACGCAACAUCCAAAGAUGGGCUGAGGAGAGUGCUUGAGGGUGUUCACUAUGAAGUGCAGGCCACCGACCCGACCGAGAUGGGUAUCGAAGUCAUCAGAGACCGUGCCAAAUAGAGACAAUUAUGAAUUCUCUCUCC